AUGGACCUCUCAGGGAACAUCUUACAUCAAGGACCUCUCAGGAAACAUCUUACAUCAUGGACCUCUCAGGAAACAUCUUACAUCAUGGACCUCUCAGGAAACAUCUUACAUCAUGGACCUCUCAGGAAACAUCUUACAUCAUGGACCUCUCAGGAAACAUCUUACAUCAUGGACCUCUCAGGAAACAUCUUACAUCAUGGACCUCUCAGGAAACAUCUUACAUCAUGGACCUCUCAGGAAACAUCUUACAUCAUGGACCUCUCAGGAAACAUCUUACAUCAUGGACCUCUCAGGAAACAUCUUACAUCAUGGACCUCUCAGGAAACAUCUUACAUCAUGGACCUCUCAGGAAACAUCUUACAUCAUGGACCUCUCAGGAAACAUCUUACAUCAUGGACCUCUCAGGGAACAUCUUACAUCAUGGACCUCUCAGGGAACAUCUUACAUCAUGGACCUCUCAGGAAACAUCUUACAUCAUGGACCUCUCAGGAAACAUCUUACAUCAUGGACCUCUCAGGAAACAUCUUACAUCAUGGACCUCUCAGGAAACAUCUUACAUCAUGGACCUCUCAGGAAACAUCUUACAUCAUGGACCUCUCAGGAAACAUCUUACAUCAUGGACCUCUCAGGAAACAUCUUACAUCAUGGACCUCUCAGGAAACAUCUUACAUCAUGGACCUCUCAGGAAACAUCUUACAUCAUGGACCUCUCAGGAAACAUCUUACAUCAUGGACCUCUCAGGAAACAUCUUACAUCAUGGACCUCUCAGGAAACAUCUUACAUCAUGGACCUCUCAGGAAACAUCUUACAUCAUGGACCUCUCAGGGAACAUCUUACAUCAUGGACCUCUCAGGAAACAUCUUACAUCAUGGACCUCUCAGGAAACAUCUUACAUCAUGGACCUCUCAGGAAACAUCUUACAUCAUGGACCUCUCAGGGAACAUCUUACAUCAAGGACCUCUCAGGAAACAUCUUACAUCAUGGACCUCUCAGGAAACAUCUUACAUCAUGGACCUCUCAGGAAACACUUUAAAUCAUGAUUCUAAGAAGGUAAGAGUUGUAGCUCUGCGAAGAACAGAAGUCUACCAAAUUUUAAGAGAGGGCAAAAAGCCUAAAUUAAAAACUUAUUCCUUUGCAAACUUCGAUGGCGAGGAAGCAGAGCCUUGCGUUCAACACAAAGUUGGUGGAUCAGCCAGGCCUCAGGAGAGGAUUUUUCCCGCGCGAGACGACGACAUCGAAAUUCCAGGAUGUGAAGGCGAUGAUUUGUUGGGCGUUGGUGGGCGUAACCAAUAA
Messenger RNA from Procambarus clarkii (red swamp crayfish), 1293 nucleotides. Lineage: Eukaryota; Metazoa; Arthropoda; Malacostraca; Decapoda; Cambaridae. The record is from RefSeq and is a predicted model, not a curated record.